Galleria mellonella (greater wax moth) is the source of this 3731-nucleotide messenger RNA. Its product is annotated as ataxin-2 homolog. The transcript is spliced from 20 exons. Gene Ontology annotation, biological process: cytoplasmic stress granule assembly. NCBI's taxonomy places the organism in Eukaryota, Metazoa, Arthropoda, Insecta, Lepidoptera, Pyralidae. Bases 529 to 3600 code for a protein of 1023 amino acids. The record is from RefSeq and is a predicted model, not a curated record. Gene Ontology annotation, molecular function: RNA binding. Gene Ontology annotation, cellular component: cytoplasmic stress granule.
UUGAAAGUUCUGAAGUGGGAAGUCGGUCAAACGUUGACCCUAUUCAAUAUUUCUAUUUAUCGUGUAGCGAUAUUUAUUCUAAAAGUGUUCUAAAAAUUAACUUAUAUAUUUAGUGAUAUGCCUGUAGUGAUUUGUAUUUGAAAAAGUGUAUAUUUACUUUUUUGCAAUUUGUUUGAUGAAUACGUCACAGCGCCAUGUUGUAUUCCUGCGCUGAUUGCAGGCACGAGAAAUCUGCCAACCCGUUUAUUUUUCGGGAUUAGUUCCCGAGAAUAAAUCGAACUGCGAUUUUGUACUCAAAUAUAUUUUAAUUUAUAUUUGUUGGCAAAUGUCAAACAACUUUAGUGAAAUCGAUGCAUCGCUGUUGUCGCAUUUUGAGUGUUAACUCUUAAUUUCAACUGCAGUUUAGUGCAUCCGCGAAAGUUGAAAGGACUGUGUUGUAAAAGAAAGAAGUAAUAAUUAGCCAAAAUUCCGGUCCCUACGCGCAGACGAGAAGGUGCCUACCCACCGGGGCAGUCAGGCGACGGAGAUAUGAACAGUAAACGCAAAGGCCGUCAAGGGCCGCCGAGGUCCCCGAGAAGCCGCGUAGUGCCGGAUGGCGUGUACAACAACGCGCACUUCAUGCACGCAGCUACCACACACGUUGGUGAUAUAGUUCAAGUGCUAACCAAAUCUGGCGGAGUCUGGGAGGGUGUCUUCAAGACAUUCAGUGCACAGUUUGAGGUGGUGUUAGAGAUGGCUCACCGCGUGGAUCAAGACGGCGUGGUGCCAGUGGAUUCGGUAGUCGAUAAAUUGAUCUUCAAACCCCAAGACGUGGUCUCCAUCCGGGCGAAGGAUUCGGACCUGGAGUACGCCACGCACGAUGUGUUUCAGACUGAUAGUGCGAUAUCCAGUAAAUUUAAUGGCAACGGGCGCUCUGCCGAGGAACGGCAGCUGGAGCCGUGGGACGGCUGCGACGGCGACGGCGGCGACUCGCCGUCCCUCAACGGCGACGCUCGCCUCGAGGACCUCGAGCUGGACCACCGCGCCAACGGCUGGGACGCGAACGACAUGUUCAGAAAGAACGAGGAAGUGUACGGCGUCCACAGCACGUACGACCACUCGCUGGCCGGGUAUACCGUACAGUUGCAGAAAAAGGAUACCCAAGACUAUAGAGACGCAGAAGCAAAGGCUGAAGAGAUAGCUGCAGAAAUAGAAAAUACUCCCUCGUAUAAGAAUCGGAUCGAGGCAGAGAACGGCGACGAGGAGGCAGCGUUCGCGGCCGUGUUGCGGACGCCAGAUGGCGCUUCCGCCGCCGGGAAAUACGUCAUACCUAAUAAGAGAAAGAAUAAUAAUAUACAGGGCGGGAAACUGGUGAAGCCAGUGAGCAACAACGGCGGCUCGUCGCCGAACUCGAGCAAGCCGUACGCGGCGCCGCCGCCGGCCGCCGUGUCGCCCGCGCCGGCCGCGCCCGCGCCGGCCGCGUCGCCGCCCGCCGCGCCGCCCGCCGCCUCGCACGCCGCCUCGCACGCCGCCUCGCACGCCGCCUCGCACGCCGCCUCGCCCGCCGCGCCGCCCAAGGACAAGGACCAGCCGCGUCCGCCGCGUCCGCAUCUCACGCCGCCCGCCGACCGCCGCCAGGACGACGCGGUGGGCGCAGCGGCGGCUAGUGCAGGCGGUGCAGGCGGUGCAGGCGGUGCAGGCGGUGCAGGCGGCAAGAGCUACGCGGCGCAGGCGGGCGGCUACCACGCGCCCUUCCCGCACGCGCACCACGCGCCGCACGCGCCGCACGCGCCGCACACGCACGCCCACGCACACGCACACGCCGCACACGCCGCCCACGCCGCGCACGCCCACCACCAGCCGCACAGCGGCGGCAGUAAUGCGGCCAGCGGCGCGGGCGCAGCCGUCGCGGCGGCCGCGGGCGCGAGCGCCGGCAAACUCAACGGGACACACCCGAGGCAAAGUUUUCCGCCGCACCACCACCACAACCCGAGCAGUGCAGCCGCUGCGGCGGGCGCGGCCGGUCGCCACCACGCGCCGCCCGAGCCGCGCCGCGCCGACGACGUGCAGGAGUUGCGCCGUUUUGGACAAGAUUUCAAGUUGGUGUCGACCGCUGCGCCGCCCCAGCAGCCGCCGGCCAAUCCGCCGCCGCUGCAGCCGCCGCCGGCCAGCAGCCCGCCGGAGGUGUCGGCCAACGCGGGCGCCGUGUCCGAGCCGCACAAGCAGCGGCCGCCGCGUCCGCACUCGCCCGCCGCGCGCACGCGCACUCCGCCAGUACCGACGACGCCGGCAGCGCCCGAAGCGACCGGAUCGGAGCGAUCAGGCUCAGCGUCCGGCUCGGCGUCGGGCUCGGGCUCAGGCUCAGGCUCGGGCUCGGCGUCUGCGUCGCCGGAGUCGGCGUCACCGCCCGCCGCCGCGUCGCCAGGCGUCAGCGCCACCCUCAAGAAGUCCACGCUGAACCCCAACGCGAAGGAGUUCAACCCCGCCGCCAAGCCGUUCACCCCGCGGAGUCCCAGUACGCCGAACCCCAGCCGCCCGCACACCCCGGCGACGCCGGUGGGCGGCGUGGGCGUAGGCGGUAUGGGCGUGGGUGGCGUGGGCGUGGGCGUGGGGCUGGGCGGCGUGGGCGUCAUGGGCACCGGCGUCAGCUACGUGCCCGCGCCGCACCCCGCGCCACCGCAUAUGGUGACUGCGAUGCCGGCGUACGCGAUGGUGGCAGCGCAGCAGCCGCCCGCAUACCUACAGCACACACACCCCAUGGAGAUGGGAUGCGAUUGCCGUCAGUACGCGCAGCCGCUAUUCCUCGUGUCCGACAAACGUGACCGCGCAGACGCGCUCGCGUACGGUGCGGCGAUGGGGGGCGGCGCGGGCGUGGCGGGGGGCGCGGGCCAGCACGGCCCCCUGCAGCCCGGCCAGCAGAGGAACUUCCGGAAGGUGGGCGUGGGGUCGGGCGUGCAGGUGGCGGCGGCGACGGGGCAGCCGCUGCUGGCGCCGGCGCCCAUGCAGCAGUUCGUGCCGUACCCGCACCCGCACCCCGCGCCGCACGCCGCCCACGCCGCCCACGCCGCCCACGCCGCGCACGCCGCCCACGCCGCCCACGCCGCGCAGCCCGCUCUGCAGUACCAGCACAUGAUGCGCAUGUACGGCGGCGGGGUGGGCGGCGUGGGCGGCGUUGGUGGCGUGGGCGGCGUGGGGUCGGGCGUGGGCGUGGGUGGCGAGGUGGGCGUGGGCGUGGGCGUGUCGGGCGUGGGGUACGCGCCGCCGCCCGCGCCGUCGCCGGCGGCGGCCGCGUCGCCCGCGCUGUACCCGCCGCCGUCGCCCGCGCACACGCCGCACCCGCACCCGCACCAGCACCCGCACCCGCACCCGCACCCCCACCACCACUACCAGCAGCCCCCCUACCAGGUGCUGUGCCCACUGAUGGGCCCGGGCGCGGGCGCCCACCACCACCUGCAUCACCACGUGGCCUACCACAACCAUGCGCCGCCCACCGCCAGCCCGCCGCACCACCCACAUCCACAUCCCCACCCCCACCCCAUACAGCAGGUGCUGCUGCCGCCGCAGCACCAGGCGGCGGGCGGCGCCAGCACGCCGGCCGCGCACCACGCCGCGCACCCGUAACGCCCGCGCCCGCCACACCCGCCACACCCGCCACGCCCGCCACGCCCGCCACACCCGCCACACCCGCCACACGCGCCACACGCGCGCCGCCGCCGCACACGCCCGCCGUGCUAGGCCGACGCCACCGCCGC